Molecule: messenger RNA, 2066 nt
Organism: Dermacentor albipictus
Lineage: Eukaryota; Metazoa; Arthropoda; Arachnida; Ixodida; Ixodidae
Source: RefSeq, a predicted model, not a curated record
AAGUUUUUCUUCGAAUUCCGAGAAAUGCCGCCACUUUACCUAAGGGAUGUGUCUCAGACCGUCAUAAAAGCACUUCAGAGAGCGCGUUGGUCUUUGACCUGCUUCGGUGACAAAUCAGCCAGUUCCAAAGAUCUUUUCAGAAGAGCGUACGUGCAACCGCCGACCUGGCGAUCGAGGCCAAGGACAUGACCCAAGGUCUUCGCUUCAUAGAACCAAACGCAUUGUUUACAUACACGUUCUUUCCACCCCAUGUGUAACACCUCCCCGAAUGGAAGAAACCCAAACACUGUCUAGCCGUCACGGAUACGAGCUAUCUGGAUGAUCUCACAGCUCGAGCGUGUGUAACAGCGGCCCAGUAAAUACUCGACACCGCGUUGUUCACGCACACGUAGCGUGUUCAUAAACACUAGCGUUCGCCGCUCACAGAAACACUAUUUUUGAUGAUACAAUGCGAGACGAUCCAUAUCAGUGCUAGAGACAGACAGGCAGACAUAGAGAGAGAGAAGAAGAAGCAAAGGCGCACAGACAGCCUGAAAUUGGCUUCAGAAUCCCAGGGGCAUAACCUUAUCGUGUGCGCUUUGGUACGUAACCGGUCAAAACAGAGAGAAAGAAAGAAAAGGCAGUCCUUUAACUGGUGACAAUAGAACGAAUAUCUUUCGAGAACAAACUGAAGUCUCACACGCUGUGAUCACGUGCAAAAAAAAGUUAUCUUGCUUGCGGUGCGCCUUCCUCUUUCCUCCCCUAUCGAACCGCUGUCACCGCAGUCCACAGUAGCGGACAACGGACGCACCUUUGGUUGAUAGGCUAAUCGCGGCGCAGACAGAAUAGAAAAAAGAAACCGCAGCGCCACGCUCUUCACUAGACGCUAUAAAAGCUAUAAGCACUCUCGAAGCUAUGAGAGAAAGAGAAAAACAAGAAAGAAGGCCCUGCCAUCGCCAAUCUUGAGCACCUCCCUGCUCGUUCAUUCUCGCAGGGACGUCCGAGUAGAGAAGUCUUGCGUACCGUCGUCUCCUACACCGCGCCUCCAAGAUGGCUUUCAUGAUGCCCGUGGUUCGAAAUGAUUAUGACAUCUACAACCGGAGUCGGCGCACCUCGCCCGAGCACAGCAACUCCGGCAGCCUCAUGGGGAGCACAAGCCUGUCCACAUCGCCAAAUGUCCGCGGAAGCAGCGAGGACGUCUGCAAGAUGUUCCGCACUCACGAGCAUCUGGACGCCCUCGGUCCACACCGGCCAAGGUCAGGAUCGCUGACGUCACUCAAGAAGUUCCACCAUUUGCUAGUGGAUACCCUGAAGCGCUCCGCGUAUCACAGCAGCCACGUCAACGUGGAGACGGGGGCGUCGCAUUCCGCUUCUGGAUGUGCCACAAGCGGACAGACCAAAGAACAAGCUGAUUGCGCUGAAGAACAACAGUGCGUGAAAGAAGAACAGCAAAGCAAGUGAUGUGUCAGCAGGCUGCAUUGUCUCGUUGUCGUUUCGCCGUUCGCCUUCCCAAAGACGGCGGCGGCCAUGGACAACAACCACUCACUGGUGACGUGCUCUUUUGGGUGCCCGAAGAACAGGAUGCUUCUUCACGACCAUGACGUCGACCGGCAAGGAGAAUGAUGACCAUGAAGUCCAGAUGCACCGCGGCGUAAUACAGGAGACACUGCAAAAGUAUUAUGAAGAACCCUUUCCAAAGUCUUUGAGCUAUCGCAGAUUCUUCGGACUUUUGCACGUCUCUAUGUGCCAUGUAGAAUGUUUCGUGGCGUGCGACUACUUCUGAAACUGCUGAGGAACGCCUGCGCCUGAACUUAUGAAGACGCUGCUGUUCGUUGAGCCGAGAGGAAAGAGCGCUAAGAGGAUUUAUGUUUGCCUUUCGCGAUCACGAUCUGAAUAAACCUCGCUUGACAUCAGUGGACAAUAUUUUCGCUUUCUGUUUUAGUUUUCUUUUAUCUCUUUGAAUUCCUACGGCGUGCAUGAGCAUCUGGAACUCCUUUAGGGUGAGUCCUGUUGCUCUGCAUGCUUCAUCUCAUUAUCUCUGUCUCUCUCACGUCCACAUGCUUUCUAAAAGAUAUUACAUGACACCG